AUGGGAGAGCCUGCCGCUGCCUCUGCAGACAGCGAGGGCUCUGACAGCACAACGGCGGAUGGACGCAGGGUCGUGAAUGUGGCCGUCGACGGCGACAUUGUGCUCGACGUGACCUUUGAGACGUCGCUGGAGACUCUCAAAAAGCAUCGCAAAGCAGAAGCCGCGGCGCUGCGCAAAACCCGGACGCCGAACCAGCCUGCCCCUGCCAGCGGCAGCACGCGUGUGCGGGUUGCGUACCGGCUGAGUCUCGAGGUGCUGAAACGCAACUCAAAGUACUUUGCCAAUCUGCUUUCCAACCCGCAGUUUCGUGAGGCAGAUACCAUUGCCAGUGCCCAUGUGAAGCUCCGCUCGAUGAGAAUCCAGCCCAAAGAGGCGAGCGUGCAAGACCUUCCGUGGGUGGCUGUCGCCGACGAUGACGAUGCUACCAAGGCUGCGGGCCGCGAGGCCGCAUUUGAGGAUAUGAUGCGUAUACUUCACAGGAAGCCGGCCAAGGCAAGCCGAGCAACCAUGGCGUAUGCCACCACCAUUGCCAUCAUCGCAGACCGCUUUGACUGCGUCGCGGUUGUUGCGCGGGCCCUCAAUACAGAUCUCAAGUUCAAAUGGCCGUUGACAAGUACAAAGCCGCUGGUGGAUGACGCAGGCCGACCAACUGAGGUCGAGCAAGUCUUGCGACAGAAGAUCUUGGUCUCGUGGCUGCUGGGACAGCCGAUGAGGCUGCAACAGUCGUCGCGCGAAAUCAUCAUGCGCGGGUCCAGUCUUUGGAGCGUGUAUCACGAGCCAGACAACGCAUCAACAGCUGCGUGGUGGAAUCUCCCGGAUGGUAUAGAAGAUGAACUCCAACACCGUCGAGAGUGCAUACUCAACACUCUUGCCUCUAUCCAGAAGCAUUUUCUCGAUCUAUACUCGUCUCGGGAACGACAGUGCAAGCUAGGCUAUGAUUCCAGCGCAGCCUGUGACUCGUUUCAGCUGGGGCAAAUGAUCAAGUUUCUCGUCUCGAAGAAUUUGUUAUACCUGGUAGACUACAGCGCAUCAUCCAUCAAUGCAGUGCCAGAUGCCUCAUCUGUCAACAUUGACGAGCUUCUGGGCACACUGAGGCAGUGUCCCAACUACCAAAUUGACAAGAAUCACACAAACUGCGGCCCACGAGUGCGUAUAGGACCAAUUCUGGACUAUAUUCAGUCGAUGCUCUCCGCAAGUGUCGUGUCAUUGUCGCAUGCCGACUGGAAGAAUCGACGCGAGACGGCAUCCUGGGUGCCAGACCAGGGCUCAGACACGGCCAACGGCGACGAAGAGAAGAACGCAUUCUUAUUCACCCGAUCCGUAGCUAACGACCAGCGUCUGCGGCGUGGAACUGGACUCCGGAGGCGUGAGGGCACCAUUAGCACGCACACAUUCUGCGUGUUAUUAGAUUGGCGAAUUUAA
Molecule: messenger RNA, 1422 nt
Organism: Akanthomyces muscarius
Lineage: Eukaryota; Fungi; Ascomycota; Sordariomycetes; Hypocreales; Cordycipitaceae
Exons: 4
Coding region: 1-1422 (473 amino acids)
Source: RefSeq, a predicted model, not a curated record